AUGCCACGAAAUCGAAAUACUGACAAAUUUGUUGUUGUUCGAACAGAUGUUGAUGGAAAUGUAUUAGAUUAUGAUAUUAUUGAACAACCUAUUGGUUCAUUUCCUACUCAACGAACAUUACAAAAAACUAAUCGAUCAAAAUCAAUUGAAUCAACAUCACGAGUUAAUCGAAUACAAAAUAAUGAUAAUGAAGAAGAAAAAAAUAAACAUGUUCCUGUUACACCAUUGAAAACAGCACAUUCAGAACCAACUACAGAAUCUACAUCAAUACAACGACGACGUGGUGUUCGUUAUGUUCCUCCAAUAUCAAAUGUUAAAAUUUAUCAAAAAAAACUUAAUUGGUAUGCAGAACCAAAAAUAAAAUCACAUAAUGAUGAUGCAAUAAGACAAAUUCGUCGUGCACCUAAAAGAAAAAUAUUUGGUCAAAAAUUAGCUUGGAGUACUGAAUCAAAACUUGAUACACAUAAUAAUGAAGCCAUAGAAACUAUUCGUAAUAGACCAAAAUCUCAAAUAUUUGACGAAAAAACAAAUUGGAAUGUUGAAACAAAAAUUGAUUCACAUAAUGAAAAAGCCAUUGAAACUCUUCGUCAAGUACCAAAACCACGAAUUUAUGAUGAAAAAAUGACUUGGGAUGUGAAUACAAGAAUCGAUGCUCAUAAUGAACAAUUUGUUCAUCAUCUUAAAAGUGCACCAAGACCAACUAUUUAUGAUGAAAAACUUACAUGGCAACCACGUACACGAAUUGAUCAUCAUAAUGAAGAAUAUAUUCAACAUAUAGAACGUGAACGUACAUUACGAGAACAAACAGCAAAACAACGUAUUCAAAGUUUUUCACAUGAACGAACAGUAAAAGCAGAUAGACCUCGUGUUAAUCAUUCUAAUCCUGAAUAUGUAGAACAUAAGAAAAGAAGAAUAUUAUCAAGACUUCCUCCAAUUGAAGAUCGAAAAUUUGAAUGGAAAAAAGAAACUCGUAUUAAUCAAAAAAAUGAUGAUUAUAUUGAACGUAUUCGACAAAAACGAUCAAUACCUCUUAUUUUUCGAGAAAAAAUUCAAUGGCAUACAAAAACACCACAAAUUAAUGCUCAUAAUGAAGAAUAUCUUGAUAAAUUAAAAGAUCACAAAAAGCCAAUAAUUGUUAAUCAAUUACCUCAAUGGAGUUCACACUCAAAAAUUGAUACAUACAAUGAUAAAUAUGAUCAAAAUUCUGAUUCACGUCUUAGACCAGUGAUUGUUAAUGAAAAACCUCAAUGGUAUGGACGAUCAAAAAUUGAUACAGGUCUUCUACCUGAUUCCAAUCCAGAAGAAUAUGCUGAUUAUGGGUUGGCUACUUGA
Rotaria sordida is the source of this 1332-nucleotide messenger RNA. Lineage: Eukaryota; Metazoa; Rotifera; Eurotatoria; Philodinida; Philodinidae. The record is from the annotation of a GenBank genome assembly.